Messenger RNA from Rhododendron vialii, 909 nucleotides. RefSeq lists its product as uncharacterized. The coding region runs from base 1 to 909 and encodes 302 amino acids. The record is from RefSeq and is a predicted model, not a curated record. The transcript has a single exon. Lineage: Eukaryota; Viridiplantae; Streptophyta; Magnoliopsida; Ericales; Ericaceae.
AUGUGCAAAGCAUUCCCCUCGAGUCUUGGGCGCCUCGGCUUGCUUUGGUUCAACCAAUUAGAGGCUGGAUCGAUCCACAGUUUUAAAGAGCUUGAAAGAGCUUUUAACUAUCGGUUCAUCACUAGCAACAAGCAAGCCAAGGAAGAAGAUGCCUUGGCACAGAUGAGGAAGAGGCCCGGCGAGACGCUUCGGAAGUAUGCCGAACGUUACUGGCAAUUGUUUAAUGAGAUACCCGGAGUUGAUCAAAACUGGGCGGCAAGGAACUUCAAGAAUGGGUUGGAAACAGGAAGCAAGAUCUUGGAUGAGCUGGCAAUAAGGGCGCCUCAUGGAAUGAACGAGCUAAUGAGGACGGUAGAACAGUUCUGUUCCUACGAAGAGUUCCUCGCCGAGCGAGAACUCCAAGGAGGACAAAACUCAAUCGUACCUCAAAGCCUUCAUGUUCCCACGCCUCAAAUCGCACCACCAAAGCCUAUGGUCGCUGUCCAGCCGAAGAAGCAGGUCAACACAGUCAAGGUGGCAGACAAAAAGGGGCCGAAAGCUCAUGACUAUAUAGCUGAAACCACAGUUUUCAAAGAGCCAAUUUAUUUCCUCCUCCGUACGAUAGAGAGGGAACCGUUCUUUGUUUGGCUGAACCCUCCCAAACUGAACACAGAAGAAGGCAAUAACAACAAUCGGAAGAGAUGCUCGUACCAUAACGAGCUCGGGCAUUACACCAUGGCUUGCGCUCCCUAUAAGGCACUUUUGGAAAAUCUUGCAGCACAAGGACUUCUUGAUAAUCAUAUCGAUUGGACAAAGACGCCGAGGAGACAGCUGAACGCUGGUGGACAAAACCUUAUUCCACGUCCAGUCGGAGUAAUCAACGUUAUUCAUGGGUCAACAACAAAGGAGGCAGCAAAACAGCUUCGUUAA